AUGAAGGUCUUCUCACUCCUUGCCACCCUCGCUACAGCGGGCAUCGCGCUCGUGUCCGCCCAGGGCAUCAUCGAUGACAACUCCGAAUCUUUCCCCGAAGACCUCAAUGGCUCCAACUUCACCUACCCCUGGCCCGUAAAGCUGUACAAGUUCACCUCCCAGCUACAGGAGCUCGAGAUGGCCUUCAUGGAUGUUGAGCCCAAGUGCGAUCCCAACGGCAAGACAGCUGUCCUCUUCCACGGCAAGAACUUCUGCGGCCCGACCUGGGAGGCCACCAUCCGCGUUCUCGCCCAGUCCGGCUACCGCGUCAUCGCGCCGGACCAAGUCGGCUUCUGCAAGUCCUCCAAGCCCGAGCGAUACCAGUUCUCUCUGCAGCAGUUCGCCACCAACACCAACGGCCUGCUCAAGACACUGGGCAUCGAGCGCGUCACCGUCAUGGGCCACUCGCUCGGCGGCAUGCUCACCACCCGCUACGGCCUCAUGUUCCCCGAUGAGGUCGACGAGAUGGUCCUCGUCAACCCCGUCGGCCUGGAGGACUACAAGGCGCUCGGCGUCCCGUACCUCUCCAUCGACGACAACUACAAGACGGAACGGGCCAGCUCCUACGCCUCCAUCAAGGGCUACGAGCAGGCCACCUACUACGUCGGCGAGUGGAAGACCGAGUACGACACCUGGGUCAACAUGCUCGUCAACAUCUACAAGGGCUCCAAGGCCGAGACGUAUGCGCUCAACCAGGCCCAGAUCGUCGACCUCGUCCUCACUCAGCCUGUCAGCUGGGAGUUCCCCUUGGUCAAGCCGCGCACCCUGCUCAUGAUCGGUGAGAAAGACAACACCGCCAUCGGCAAGCAGUGGUCGCCCCCCGACGUCGCCGCCAAGCUGGGCAACUUUACCGCUCUCGGCCCGGCUGUUGCUGCUCAGAUCCCAAACGCGACGCUGCACACUUUCCCCACGCUUGGUCACGCGCCCCAGAUCUCUCACCCGGAGGAGUUCCACGAGGCUCUCGUCGCUUGGUUGUCCAAAUAA
Colletotrichum graminicola M1.001 is the source of this 1023-nucleotide messenger RNA. RefSeq lists its product as uncharacterized. The transcript has a single exon. The record is from RefSeq and is a predicted model, not a curated record. Lineage: Eukaryota; Fungi; Ascomycota; Sordariomycetes; Glomerellales; Glomerellaceae. Bases 1 to 1023 code for a protein of 340 amino acids.